Messenger RNA from Chilo suppressalis (striped riceborer), 1080 nucleotides. NCBI's taxonomy places the organism in Eukaryota, Metazoa, Arthropoda, Insecta, Lepidoptera, Crambidae. The record is from the annotation of a GenBank genome assembly.
AUGGAUACCCUUAUAAAAAUUAAAAUGUUGAGGGGCAGUUCCUAUAAAGACAAAAUAUCACGAGAAAAACUAAAAGACUUGUCAAACUGUAUUAAUCUAUCUGAUUCGUAUUUAUUGACGAAUUGUGGCGUAAACAGAUUUGUUUAUCAUCAAAUCUUAAGGAUAUUAGAACCAGUUGUGCCAAAAACACAACGCUGUAACGGUAUACCAUUCCCCAUAAAGGUGCUAGUGACACUCUCAUUUCUAGCCAAUGGUUCCCAUCAGAAAUCCGUUAGCAAAGAUUUCAAUUUACACAUAUCCCAAAAGUCUGUUAGUAGAGUCAUAAAAAUAAUAAUUGAAGGAUUUAACAUGUUGCUAGAUAAAUAUGUUGUAUUCCCCACUAUGCCUAUUCAGAGGGAACAAAUAAAGGAAGGGUUUUACAGAAAAUAUCACUUUCCUGGAACUUAUGGAUGUAUUGAUGGCACUUAUGUUGAAAUAGUUUGCCCUAGAGAUGAUGAAGAGGCAUUCUUUGAUAGAAAGGGGCAGUAUUCAAUACAUGCACAAAUAGUGAGUGAUGCUAAUUCAAAGAUACUUGCAAUCUGUUGUCGAUUUGGUGGUGCAGCUAGCAAUGCUUAUAUUUGGAAUAAUAUGAAUAUAAGGCCUUUUGUGGAAUAUAUUAGUAAACAAGGAGAGACAGGCUGGCUAGUGGCUGAUAAUAAGUACCCUCAGCGAGGAUGGCUCAUGACACCAAUACCACAUGCACUGCAUGGGUCUCCAGAAUGGCAAUAUAACUAUUUUCUUGGACGCACAAAAUCAUGUAUUGAUAGAUGCAUUGGUAAACUGAAGGGCCGAUGGCAAUGUCUACAUCGAAGGCCAUUGCAUUACACACCUCAGAGAGCUGCAAAGAUCAUCAAUGCAUGUGCUAUCCUGCAUAAUUUAUGCAUAGGAGCAAAUUUAUCUGAUCCAGACAUUUUUAUUAGUACAGAACCAACAUAUUCAUUAAAUGAGACAACAGAAAUGUCUGAUGAUAAUGUAAAUGACCUCUACUCAGGCCUAGAAGUCAGAAAACAACUUGCAGAGAGAAUUUAUUAUAAUUUAUAA